Vicia faba (fava bean) is the source of this 1389-nucleotide messenger RNA. The record is from the annotation of a GenBank genome assembly. NCBI's taxonomy places the organism in Eukaryota, Viridiplantae, Streptophyta, Magnoliopsida, Fabales, Fabaceae.
AUGUCCUUUUCCACCAAAACAUUCAUCAUCUACCUCGUAUCCGCUUUCUCCGUCGCAAUCCUCUCCGCUCUUUACCUCACCCAAACAACCAACCGCCACGAAAAACCAUCUCUAUCUCUUCCUCUCAACCCCCUUACCGGAUCCAAAACCGUUCAAACAUGGCCCGAACUGAAAGCUAGUUGGAGACUUGGUUUGGCCACAGUUAUUGGUUUUCUAGGAUCUGCGUUUGGAACUGUUGGUGGUGUUGGUGGUGGUGGCAUUUUUGUUCCUAUGCUUACUCUUAUCAUCGGUUUCGAUACCAAGUCUGCUGCAGCUCUUUCCAAAUGUAUGAUAAUGGGAGCAUCAACAUCUUCUGUGUUUUAUAACCUACAAGUUCGUCAUCCGACGAAAGAUGUUCCGAUAUUGGAUUAUGAUUUAGCUCUUCUUUUUCAACCUAUGCUUAUGCUUGGUAUAACUGUUGGUGUUGCUCUUAGUGUUGUUUUUCCUUACUGGCUCAUCACUGUUCUUAUCAUUAUUCUCUUCAUAGGAACUUCUUCAAGGUCUUUCUUCAAAGGAACUGAGAUGUGGAAAGAAGAAACUCUUCUCAAAAAAGAAAUGGCUCAAACACAAGCAGCUUUUGUUAAUUCUCGUGGUGAACUUCUAAUUGACACGGAAUAUGAUCCAUUGGUACCUAGAGAAGAGAAGACACCAAUGCAAAUCUUUUGUUCUAACCUUAAUUGGAAAAGGAUUUUGAUUUUGAUGGUUGUUUGGGUUUCUUUCCUACUACUUCAAGUCAUUAAGAAUAACGCCAGGGUCUGCAGUGUGUGGUAUUGGGUCCUUUUCUCCUUACAGUUUCCUAUUGCGCUUGUUGUGUUUGGCUAUGAAGCAGUGAAAUUGUACAAGGACUACAAGAAGAGGAUGAGUACAGGAAAUCUUGAAUGUAUCUGUGAAGCUUCAAUUGAAUGGACUGUGUUGCACAUUGUGUUCUGUGCACUCUGUGGAAUCUUAGGUGGGACAGUUGGAGGAUUACUUGGCUCUGGUGGUGGGUUUAUCUUGGGCCCUCUUCUCAUUGAGAUUGGAGUUAUCCCUCAGGUUGCUAGUGCAACAGCAACAUUUGUGAUGAUGUUUUCAUCAUCCUUGUCUGUGGUUGAAUUCUACCUACUCAAGAGGUUCCCUAUUCCCUAUGCAUUAUACCUCUUCACAGUGUCUGUUCUAGCUGGAUUUGUGGGACAGUUAUUUGUAAGAAAAUUGCUUAGAAUUCUCGGAAGAGCUUCGAUCAUUGUAUUCAUCCUUUCGGGGGUCAUUUUUGCAAGUGCUCUCACAAUGGGUGUCAUUGGCAUUGAGAAGAGCAUUCAUAUGAUCCAGAACCAUGAGUUUAUGGGAUUUCUAGGCUUUUGCAGCAGUCAAUAG